This is a messenger RNA of Oryza sativa Japonica Group (Japanese rice), 4550 nucleotides long. Its product is annotated as putative disease resistance protein RGA1. The record is from RefSeq and is a predicted model, not a curated record. Gene Ontology annotation, molecular function: ADP binding; protein binding. Gene Ontology annotation, biological process: defense response to fungus. NCBI's taxonomy places the organism in Eukaryota, Viridiplantae, Streptophyta, Magnoliopsida, Poales, Poaceae.
CUUGGUCGAUUCUGUCCAGGCUACAGUUGGUGAGAACAAUUAACCAAGAGAGCAAAGAGGAGGAGUAGCCAUGGCCGCCGCAGCGAUUGGAGGGAUGCUUGCCUCGGCCGCCAUCAAGGAGACGACGAGAAAGCUGGGUUCCGCCAUCGGAGGUGAGAUCAAGCUGCACAGGGACUUCAGGAGGGACCUGGAGUGCUUCAGGAACACCCUGGAAUCAAUCGAAGCGGUGAUGGAGGACGCGGAGAAGAGGUCCAUCAAGGAGAAAACGGUGCAGCUGUGGCUGAAUCGGCUCAAGAACGCCUCCUAUGACAUCUGCGACAUGCUCGAGGAGUUUGAGGCCAAAACUGCUACACCAGCUGCACGAAUGCUGUCACGUAAGCUCUUCCAUCACCCCAAAAUUACCAAGUUUACCAUGGUUCAUAAGAUGAAGGAGUUGAGACUAGAACUGAAGGAUAUUACAGAUCAGUAUCAUAAUUUUGGAUUCAAGCAAGGCUCUACCUUCAGUGAGCAGCAUGUUCCAGAUAAACGGGAAACAUCACCCAAGGAGUACGAAGCAUUCAUCGUAGGGCGUACUGAACAGAAGAAUUUUAUAUUGUCUUGUUUGUUUGACAAUAUCAAGGACAAGAUAAUAAUACUUCCUAUAUAUGGCAUUGGAGGUAUAGGCAAGACAACCUUUGCGAAAAUGGUUUUCAAUGAUACCCGACUCAAUGAUUAUUCAAAAGUAUGGGUCUAUGUGUCCCAGGCAUUUGACUUAAAUAAAAUUCGCAGUUCUAUAAUGUCAAAACUAUCAAAAGAGGAGAGUCAAUUGAGUAAUCAGACGAACCCUGCAGAGCCAUUUGGUGACAAGAAAAUUAUGGUUGUUUUAGAUGACCUGUGGGAGAUUGAUCAAUCUGAAUUAGACAGGUUGAGGGCUAUAUUGGUAAAUGAUGUUGGCAUUGGCAGUAAGGUGAUUGUCGUUGUAACCACCCGUGAGAAAGAAAUUGCAAACAAGUUUUGUACUGUUGCGCCGUUCGAGCUUCCACCCUUGACUGAUGAUAUGUGCUGGACAAUAAUCAAACAGAAGGUUGAGUUUGAUACUAGACCUGACAAAGAUCAGCUGGAGCAGGUUGGAAGAGAGAUUGCAUUGAAGUGUGGAGGUGUGGCGUUAGCAGCUCAAGCACUAGGGUACAUGUUGAGAUCCAUGACAGUCAACAGAUGGAACACAGUGAAAAACAGUGAUAUCUGGAAUGAAAACAAUUCGGAAGAUAGAUCCAACCAGCAUCACAAUGUUAUGGCAUCCUUGAUGUUAAGCUGCAAUAACAUGUCUCCAUAUUUGAGGUUAUGCUUUGCCUAUUGUGCACUAUUUGCGAAAGGUCAAAAGAUAGUCAAAGAUGAUCUGAUUUACCAAUGGAUUUCUCUUGGUUUUGUUGAAAAACAAGGCAUAUUCUCCAUUUGGGAGAAUGGUGAGAAUUAUGUUUGUCAUCUUAUGGGGAUGUCCUUCCUUCAAUAUUCAAAGUCACCUUCGAUUGUUCAAGUGCAUCAAGAGGAUGUUACAUUGCUGACCAUGCAUGACCUGGUGCAUGACUUAGCAAGAUAUGUCAUGGUCGACGAAAUUUUAGAUGCUAGCAAACAAGGCAAUAUUACUGGGAGGUGCAGAUGCCGCUUUGCGCUGCUCAAUGAUUGUACCAAGCCAUUGAAUUCACUCACUCAUUCUCCUACCCAGGUAAGGGCGGUGCGUUAUCUGGAAAAUGAAGAAAAUGUGCUCCGAGAUGCUUCUUUUUCAUCUGCUAAAUACAUGCGCGUCUUGGAUUUAAGCGGGUGCUCCAUACAGAAGUUGCCAGAUUCCAUUGGUCACUUGAAGCAAUUGAGAUAUCUUAAAGCUCUUGGGAUCAAGGAUAAAAUGAUCCCUAAUUGUAUAACUAAGCUCUCAAAAUUAAUUUUCCUCAGCAUUUCUGGGUCUUCGGCAAUCUUGACACUGCCAAAGUCAAUUGGAGAAAUGGAGAGUCUGAUGUACAUUGACUUGUCAGGUUGUUCUGGAUUGAAAGAACUGCCAGAGUCAUUUGGCAAACUAAAAAAAUUGAUUCAUCUGGAUUUAUCAAAUUGUUCUAAUGUUACUGGUGUAUCAGAAUCCUUGGAGAGUCUCAUCAAUCUCAAAUAUUUGAAUUUAUCAUACUGCCGGAAUAUUGGACAACUACCUGAAGUUAUGGGUAACCUCUCGAAACUGGUAUAUUUGAACUUAUCAAGUUGCUCCUAUAUGAAAGGGAGGUUAGAAACAGAAGUUUUGGGUACCCUCACCAAACUUGAAUACUUGAAUCUGUCUACAGAACACUUUUAUACGGAAAGGCUAGCUCAAGGUUUGAACAGCUUAAUCAAUCUCAAGUAUUUGAACUUGUCAGGCUCGCUGAAUUACUUGGGUUCUUCAAUAGAUAUCAGUUUCCUCGGUUGUCUGAACAACCUAGAGCAUUUGGUCUUGUCGAAGAACAUAUAUCUUAAUGGCGUCGUCUUACCUGACUGUUUUGAUACACUCAAAAAGCUACAUACACUUGACCUCUCGGAUUGCCCACUUUUGAGUAGUUUACCAGCAAGUAUAGGUAAAGCUGACAGCCUGAAGUUUGUUAAUCUGAAUGGUAGUGACCUGUCCAAGGUGCCACAAUGGAACAAAAAUUUACUCACAUUACCACGCUUUGUGGUGCAACCUAAUGAUGAUGGAUCUUCUAGCAACCUUGUUCUGCUUAAUGAUGUGAAUCCUCCUAACUUGCAGAUAAGAUGUCUUGAAAAUGUGAGGUCGGUCAAAGAGGUCCAGAAGAUAGAACUGAUUGAAAAGCAAAGAAUCAAAGAGUUGGAAUUGCAUUGGACUCAACAUGUUAAGAGGUCUAUGGAGGACAUAGAUUUGUUGCGUGAGCUAGUUCCUCCAAGAUCUCUAAAGAAGUUUCGGAUGGAAGGUUAUAAAGACACCAAAUAUCCAUCCUGGUUAAUGGACAUUUCCCUUUAUCUCCCUAAUCUUAUUCAAAUUACCAUGGCACAAAUGCCCAAGUGCGUCAGGCUACCACCACUUGGCCAAUUACCUAAUCUGGAAGAGUUGUGUCUUGAAAGAAUGAAGAGCGUGGUGAAAAUCGAUGAGGAUUUUUGUGGCGGCCCAGGGCCAUUUCCUCGACUGAAGAAGUUUACCAUAGAAGGCAUGCCAAGCCUAGAAGUGUGGAACACAAUGUACUCUUGCGAUGAGGAUAGUGUGAGCGAGUUUAUGUUUCCUAACCUUUGUGAAUUGGAAAUCUCCAAUUGCCCCAAACUGCAGCUUACACCAUGUCCGCCUAGAGCUAAGAAGUGGACUAUUGUGAGAAGUGAUGGCAUCAUAUCCUCAUGGGCAGGAAAUGCACCACACACUAGUACAUCCUGCUCCACUCCUCUGGUAUCUUCUUUAGUGGUCCAACAAUGCGAUUCUCCUCUGCGUGAGUGGAGGUUGCUUCAUCACCUCCCUGCCCUCAAUUAUUUAAAGAUCCAGUAUUUCGGUGAUCCUACGAUCUCAGCAGAGAUUAUUGGAGCCCUCUCCACCCUCCAAUCACUGGCUCUGGAAGGCAUCUAUAGCCAUCAGCCACAACUGCCAGAUUGGUUGGGUCAUCUCAGGUCUCUCAAGGAAUUGAAGAUAAAGUUCUUUGAGGUGAAAGCAACACAUGAGAACAUCACGCGUCUCACUUCGCUACAUAAACUAAGUCUUUCCCGUUGUGAUAGCUUGACAUCAUUACCGCUGUGGGUGGGAGACCUCGUCUCUCUCCAGGAAUUGAGCAUCUCAGAUUGUCCAAACCUGAAUGAUUUGGGAGAUUGCAUGGGACGCCUCACCUCUCUCAAGAGACUUGAGAUCAAGGGUUGUUAUGAAAUCAAGUCUUUGCCUGAGGGCAUAAAAAAACUCACCAUGCUCGAAUAUAUGUUAAUUUUUCACUGCCGUGAAUUAAGGGAGUGGUGCGAAUUAGAGGAUAACAAGAAGACGCUUGCUCAUGUCAAACAAAUCAAAUUGCGUUAAUUAGCAAGCCAUAAACUCAUACAGCAUAGAAGUUCACUCCAGGCUGCAAAAAUCAAAGGCCUUGAUUAAUGGAGAUUGAGAUCAUAGAAGUUCACUCCAGGAUGAAUGAAGCUGUCAUAUUCAGCAGAGUUUUUUGUCAGGUCGUCGUCCAUCGUCCUCGACUUCUGUUACGGUUUUAUUCAGGGAAAUUUACACUUGAAUAUAAUCAGUAUGGGCCGUCAAUCCAUCCGUAUCCUGCUGCAUCCCUUCGCGACGGACCUUCAGUGAUGAAAGCGUAUUUUGCUAUUUUCUGCCAGGAAUUUAAGUUCAUAGUUAAGAGAAGAUUCAAUUUUGUUACAUAAUGCUAGGUCUAAAAUGUUAGAUUCCACAUCUUGUGGUAUAAGUUUUUAUCCCCAAAUUCUUCAUCAUGUUUUAACUUCUAUUCUCUACAAAAUUCUAUGCAUGUGUUCUAUGUAACACAUCCUUCAUAAUUGGUCCUUGACCACUUAAUUUAGAAUAUAUAUUGUCUAUAGCAUAUCCUUAUUUAAUAGUAAUAGCUAAUUUACAUUUAAUGGAA